AUGGACCCAUCCAUUUCUUCGGCGUUCGUGGAUAACCACACGGAGAACAACAAUCCUUCCACAACACCUACUCCCAUCCAUUUCACUUCCAAUAAUAAUAAUAAUAAUAACAAUAAUAAUAACAAUAAUAAUAACAAUACUAAUAACAACAACAACAGUACAAACACCACAUCAACUCCUUCCAUCUUUUCAAGUUUCAAAUUAAAAAGACAAUCCACCAACCAGAUACCCUCUCAUUCAUCACUCAUUCAUCUUGAAGGUUAUCUCUCUAAACAAGGUAAAAUUGUCAAGAAUUGGAAACAACGAUACUUUUCAUUUCAUGAUCAACAUAUACUCUCCUAUUACACAAAACAAGAUAAAAAGAAAGAAAAAGGAUCACUUGAUAUCAAUAAUGCCAUCAUUGUGGAAUGUUUUUCAGAAUUUAAAAAUGAAUAUAAUAUUUUCAAAAUUGUCACGAAAAAGAGAGUGUUAAUUGUCAAAGCUCAAAGUAGUGAUGAAAUGUUUCAAUGGAUUGACAAGAUGAGAGAAGUGAAUGAAACUAUUCGAUUUUUAGAUGUAUUACCAACACAAGAUACAACAAGUGGGAAACUAUUUGUUGGUCCAAAUGAUACGUUCGAAAAUCAUGAGGAUGAUGAAGAGGAUGAAGAGGAUGAUGACGAUCAAGACAAUGAUGAUGACGAUGAGGACGACGACGACGAUGAAAGACUCACUGAUGAUAAUUUAUCUUCAACAUCGACACUCAUUUCUAAUCAUCAAAACUUGCAAGAACAGGUCCAUACGACACCUUCCAAUACUCUUGCCACGACUGCCACGACUACUACUAGUAGUAGGAUGGAUCCAUCGACAAGUGGUGGUCAAAUCAACUUGUCUUCACUUCAAAAAAAGGUUCAACAACAUGACGACGAUGAUGACGAAGAUGUUGUCGAUAUGAAUGUAUUGAAAGAUAAAUCUCUAGCACAAGAAGAAUUGUAUUAUCUCAAUCAUCGAAUGAUUAAUGAGAGGUAUGAAGAUGAAGAUGCAUGGAGUGGUGGUAUUGGUCGUAGUGGUCAUCCUGUUGAUGAUGAAGAUGAUGUCAAGGUGGUUGUCAAAUCACUUUUCAAGAAAGGUCCAACAAGUCUUAGGAGUGGUGGUUUGAGUGGUGGUGGUUCGAGUAGUGGUAGUUUGGGUCAUUCAUUAAGAAAAGGUCCAACAAGUAACAACAACAAGAAACCUAUAUCCUCUCCAUCCUCUCAAUCAUUCUCUCAACAACAACAACAACCAUCACAAGACAUGGUCAUUGAUGAUAUUACUUCUUAUUUUAUUAUGAGUACUGAAAAGUCAUUCAAACAAGAAGAGAUGGAUCAGCAACAGCAACAUGAUCAUUCAUUGAAUUCUUUCCCUAAUCACAAUAACCACACUACUACUACUACUACUACUACUACUAAUAAUACUAAUGGAAGUUCUAAAAAGAAAAUUCAACUGGUUCCUCCCAUUGAAAAACAAAAUCCAUUGGAUCGAGCCUUUAGAGACAUUCAUGUCAUUCCACCUCAUCAUGAUGAUCAUCAUCGUGAGGAGUCACUUCAUCUCAUACAAAUCAAACAAAAUUAUCAAGAAAAUAUCAAACAACGAGUGUUGAAUGAAUAUUAUACAAGUAUUGCAAUGGAACAAGAGAUUCAUCCAACGACGAGCACUAGUCAUGCCAUGUAUGUCUCUCACUCAACAACAUUUGAUUCUUCCAUUCAUGAUCAUGGUCAUGACGAUGAUGAUCAUGGUGCAACUUUAUCCGAUCACCACCCACAUGAAGAUUUUAGGAAGAAUGGUGGUGUCAAGAAGGAGUAUCAUGACGACUAUGAUGAUGACGAUGAAAAAGAUUGGCUCAUGAGAAAAUCAGCACCUAGUUCCAAUAGUAAUGGACAUGCCUUGUAUUUUCAUCAUCCAUCCUUCAGAGAAUAUUCACAUUCAAGUGGAAUGAUGAAAAUUAUUCUAUUACUCGUGAGUGUCAUUGUUAUGAAAUUUCUCUCGACACGAUUUCUCAUUUCAAACAUGAGUGUGGGAACUUUACCAGUCAUUGAUAAUGAUUCAUCCUUUCUCUAUCUAUGUGUAGUCAUGUUGAGUGUUAUUUUAGAAUUAAUGUUUUUAUAUCCCAUUCUACAAUAUUUAUUCAUGGAAAUUACUAAUUGUAGAAUGAAUAUUUUUAGAUUUUACUAUUAUAGACUAGACCUACGAUCAGAGUUCUUUCAUGAUAUUGAUAGUAGUAGUGGUACUAGUGGUAGUGGUGGUAGUACUAGUAGUAGUAAUAGUGGAAUAUUGAGUGGUAAAUUUAUACUAUUAUCUCUCUUCAUACUCUUUCUAUCAAGUUGUAUUCAAUAUGGAGCAUGUUAUGGAUUUGUACAUUUAUUGUAUCGUGGUGUUGAUUCGAUGAGUGUUAUUGGUACUCAAAGACCUAUCAUUGCUGUUGGAAGUCUCGUUCAAUGGACCAAAACCAUCAUCCAUCCAGUGGUCGUGAUGAAUGAUUCGAAUGAUUUGUACCUCAAUUCAAUCACCUCAACGACCACCAUUCCACUUUCCAACAUUCCACUCUAUUUCACUCUCUUCUAUAACAUUGGAAAUGUAUUUUUAUAUAAUGCAUUAUGUGUAUGUCUUUGUAUAUUCAUUACAUUCUAUCAAUUGGUGAAUGUAUACAUUACAGUCAUGAGUGGAGUGUUUGUUUAUUUAAUUUUCAUUGCAUUGACCAGUGUGCCAAUCACUCAAUCCUUAAUAUUACCUUCAUUCAUGAAUUCCAUUUAUUAUUGGAUUUCAUUGGUGUGUGGAGUGAGUUAUUUGAUACCAUUCAUCAUGAUGGCUGUAUUAUUUUUAUUGAAACAAUUAUUUUCCUAUUGCUCGAGUUUUUUCAGUAGUAGUAGUACUAGUAGUAGUAGUAUUAGUGGUAGCAGUAGUAGUAGUAGUAUCAAUAUUUUUUCUGCUGACUUGUAUCGUCUCUUGUUCCAAUGGGAUUCCUUGAUAUUGAAACGUUUUUUUGGAUAUUAUGGAAAUUUAUUUAUUUAUACUGUAUUACCUCUAUCGAUUUAUUUGAUGAAUAUUGGAGUGAUUAGUAGUCAUUCAUCUGUGACUACCUCUACCACUACCACCACUACUACCACUACUACCUCUACCUCUACCACACAAGUGGACAAUGAAAAGACCUUCUUUUCUAAAGGUGAAUUUAUUGCCUAUUGUAUGGUAUUGUCGUAUAAUUUCAUUUAUAUCAAAAUUGGUUGUACUUGCAAUGCCAUUCUAUGUCUCUAUAAUAGAAAAUGUAUCAAUCGAUUGAAUUAUAGAAAUUUAAUCAUUCUCAAUAUUAAGGCUCUAUUCGUAUUAUUCAUCAUCACAUUGAUCUUUAUUGGAAUGUAUUUAUUGACUGAUAUUUCAAAUAUUAUUCUUGAUAGCAUGUAUUUAACACCACAAUCACUCCUUGUCAUGAAUACAGAACAGAAUAUUCAAACAUUUUGGAUUGUCUCGAUUGUGAGCAGUGUGUGUUAUGUGGUCAUGAAUUUGUAUCAAUUACUCAUUGUGACUAGUCAUAAUAAUAUUGGUGGUAAUAGUCAUAGUAAUAGUCAUAGUAGUAAUAGUUAUAGUAGUAGUAAUAGUCAUCAUCAUCAUCAUAGCAAUAGUUUUAGUGAAAAUAAUGACUCAUCGUUGACCAAUUGGACAUUGGGCACAUCAUGGUCCAUCGUUAUUAUGGAUUCUAUACCUCUGUAUGUGACAUUGGCAUUGAAUUUCCUCAUUUCCAUACCAGCAUGUUUAAUUUGUUUACUAGUGCCAUCCAUUCGAUCUAUUUAUGGAACCUUUAUUGUUCAAAUGAGUGUGUAUGCAUUGUGUGCAACAUGUUAUAUCAUUUAUUACUAUGUCAAAGUAUUGAAUAUUGAUUUCAAGAGAGAAUAUCAUACCAUGAUAGCACACAUGUUACACAAGAGAUAUGAAGAAGAAGAGGUUUAUCGAUCUGGAAAAGGUCAGAAUUCUGGUAUGAACAAUAAUCAUUUGGAUUUUAUUGAAUCUCAAACUUUAUCGAAUGAGUGA
Molecule: messenger RNA, 4035 nt
Organism: Naegleria lovaniensis
Lineage: Eukaryota; Heterolobosea; Eutetramitea; Acrasida; Naegleriidae
Exons: 1
Coding region: 1-4035 (1344 amino acids)
Source: RefSeq, a predicted model, not a curated record